AUGAACAACGUUUCCAACAGCGAUUCCUCCAUUGACAUGGCGAUCCGCUGCAACUCUUGUCAAGAUGUGUGCCUCCCUCACCAUGUUGGCACUUGCAAGAAGUGCUACGAUGAAGUCCGCGAGGCUAUGGAAGAGCUCAUGGAGGAGAACAAUGUCCUUAAGGCCAAAGUUGAUUUCCUUCGGUUAUCGUCUUCUCUGGAUCAUGGCAGUAGCUCCAGGUCAUUCCCUGACGUUGUUCUCUUUGCUGAUUCUGUGGACGGCGUAAGUCGUUCAAGAGUCUUCAAAGCAAUGCUUGAGAAUGAGAUGGAAGAAUCUUAUACUGGCAUAGUAAGGAUCAGUGACGUCUCUUAUGAUGUGCUUCGGACGUUUGUCAGUUUUCUCUACACUGCUGAAGUAUGUCUUGAUGAUUAUUUGGCUUGCCAGCUUUUGGUAAUGUCAGAUAAAUUCGAAGUUAAACACCUCAACGAUUGCUGCGAGAAGUAUUUGGUGACCAAGCUGACUCCAGAAAAUUCUUUCAUGGCGUAUGUCUUUGCACAUCAGCACAACGCAAAACAGUUGUCUGAUGCUGCAUUGACUCAUAUCAUAGAUAAUAUGGAUAUGGUCAUUAAAACGGAGGAAUAUAUGGAGAUCAAGAAAAGAGAUCCACAUUUUGUCCUUGACAUUUACGAUGCCUAUACCUUAAAACAGGUGAAAAAUGCAGCAAGGGCACAAAAUUAUUUUUCAGAAGAAUCUACGAGCUCAAGUAGACCACCAACAGAAACAAAUUUUCAAUGCUGGCUUACUGGAGACCGGUUCCUCCAACUCUUGCGAAAGGAGCUUUGA
Microthlaspi erraticum is the source of this 822-nucleotide messenger RNA. The record is from the annotation of a GenBank genome assembly. NCBI's taxonomy places the organism in Eukaryota, Viridiplantae, Streptophyta, Magnoliopsida, Brassicales, Brassicaceae.